Verticillium dahliae VdLs.17 is the source of this 1734-nucleotide messenger RNA. Its product is annotated as lariat debranching enzyme. Gene Ontology annotation, biological process: mRNA splicing, via spliceosome. Gene Ontology annotation, cellular component: nucleus. Bases 1 to 1734 code for a protein of 577 amino acids. The record is from RefSeq and is a predicted model, not a curated record. The transcript has 2 exons. Gene Ontology annotation, molecular function: RNA lariat debranching enzyme activity. NCBI's taxonomy places the organism in Eukaryota, Fungi, Ascomycota, Sordariomycetes, Glomerellales, Plectosphaerellaceae.
AUGUCAACACAAACCUUCGAAACCCAAGGCGUCCGCGUCGCCGUCGAAGGCUGUGGCCACGGCACGCUCAAUGCCAUCUACGCCGCGGUUGCCAAGUCAUGCGAGGCGCGCGGCUGGGACGGCGUCGACGUGCUCAUCAUCGGCGGCGACUUCCAGGCCGUUCGCAACGCCGCCGACCUGACCGUCAUGUCGGUCCCCGCCAAGUACCGCGAGAUGGGCGACUUUUGGGAGUACUACGCCGGCGCGCGCACGGCGCCGUACCUGACGCUGUUCGCCGGCGGCAACCACGAGGCGGCGUCGCACCUCUGGGAACUCUACUACGGGGGCUGGGCCGCGCCCAACAUCUACUACCUCGGAGCCGCCAACGUGCUGCGCCUCGGGCCGCUGCGCAUCGCCGGCAUGAGCGGCAUCUGGAAGGGCUUUGACUACCGCAAGGCGCAUCACGAGAGGUUGCCGUUUGGCGCGGAUGACGUCAAGAGUUUUUACCACGUCCGCGAGGUUGAUGUGCGAAAGCUGCUGCUUAUCAGGGAGCAGGUCGAUGUCGGCAUCAGCCAUGACUGGCCGCGGGCCAUUGAGAAGUGGGGAGACGAAAAGGCGCUCUGGAGGAUGAAGCCCGACUUUGAGGCCGAGUCGAGAGACGGCACGCUAGGGAACGUUGCUGCCGAGUAUGUGCUCGACAGACUGAGGCCACCGUACUGGUUCUCGGCGCAUCUGCACUGCAAGUUCUCCGCGCUGAAGCGGUUCGAUCUGGGGGACGCUGGCGCCGAGACAAGGGAUGGUGGCAUCAAAUCUGAGACGCAAGCACAUGGAACAGCAUCUGCUGCUGCUACAACGACUACAGUGGCGGAGGCGAAUCCAGAGGAGAUUGACCUCGACGACGACGAUGAUGACGCUGUUCCCACUGCGGCUGCGAGCACUACAGCAAACCCAAACGAGAUCAGCCUCGAUGAUGACGACGACGACGAACCUGCCCCUGCGGCACCAACUAUCAACCCCGAAGACACGCCAAAGCCCGUCAGCAACGUCUCAGCCGACCUUCGAGCCCAGCUUCCUGCCUCGUUUGCCGCACCGAAACCCCAGCCCAAGACGACACCCGGCCAGCCUGUGCCCGCGACAAUCACGAACAAUCAAGUCCGCUUCCUCGCGCUCGACAAGUGCCUCCCGCGCCGCCACUUCCUCCAGCUCCUCGACAUCCACCCCCACGACGGCAGCCCCGUCGCGCCGCCGUCCACGCCGCCCCAACACCCCGGCCGCUUCCCGCUGCAGUACGACCCCGAGUGGCUGGCCAUCACGCGCGCCCUCCACGGCGAGCUCACGAUCGGCGACCGCGCAGCCCACGCGGCGCGCGACCGCGGCGAGGCGCACUACGCGCCCCUCAUCGACGAGGCGCGCGCCUGGGUCGGCGAGCAUGUCGCGGCCCUCGACGUCCCGGCCAACUUUGUCCUCACGGCGCCGCCGCACGACGGCAGCCCGAACUGGCGCAACGUGCCGGAUCAGCCGUUUGAGUACACGAAUCCGCAGACGGCGGCAUUCUGCGAGAUGCUGCAGGUGGAGAACCUGUGGCACGCCACCGAGGACGAGAGGAUGGCGAGGAAGGCAGAAGGACCGCCGCCGCCGAGCGAGAGGUUCGGGGGUGGCUUUCGCGGAGGGAGAGGCGGUCAUGGUGGUCGGGGCGGCGGACGAGGUGGGAGGGGUGGUAGGGGACGGGGACGCGGGCGUGGGAGAUUUCAUUGA